Messenger RNA from Xenia sp. Carnegie-2017, 1569 nucleotides. RefSeq lists its product as uncharacterized. The transcript is spliced from 2 exons. The record is from RefSeq and is a predicted model, not a curated record. The coding region runs from base 1 to 1569 and encodes 522 amino acids. Lineage: Eukaryota; Metazoa; Cnidaria; Anthozoa; Malacalcyonacea; Xeniidae.
AUGAUGGAAAUUCUAACGGACACAUCGAAAUUCGAACUUCUAAAUGAUGAUGCCAUCAAAAUUACACUGAAACGCGAGAAUCAAGUUGCUAAUCGCAGAUUGCGAUCCUCUAGCGCCUAUCGACAAUGUCAACACAAAUUGUUACAAGAAGAAAUAAACACAAAGCAUGCUCGGAUACGAGUACUGUCAUCACAAGCUACGACCGCACAUUCAAGACUGGCAUCUUUGGUUUCAAACCUUGACUUCAUUCACCUAAAACAUGUUUCUGAUCGUGAGAACUCUAAAAAACUAAGCCAUCAACAACGCACCCAAGACCGCAAGAUAUUUCGCCUUAGCACUGGACAGAUUAACACAAACCCAAUCAACCCUGACGACGUGGUUUUCAAUUUCUCAAAUCGUUUCAUCACCCAAAAAGAAAAAGAAAUCCUUUCGAAGGGCCUCAACUUUGCUGUUCCACCUGCCAAACUAAACUCGUGCACUUUCCUCACACCAUUUGAGAAAUUUUACAAUCGCCUUCAACAAGAACCCGUCCACACACCCUCUGGCUUUUUCCCUGACUCAAUUAAAGCUAAACUAAAGGACAUAGCUCACUCGGGUUUUCGCAGUUACAGCCGACCGAAUGCCUUAUACACGGAGAAUGAACUAAACGCGUUAAAUGAUCUGAGAAAUGACAACAGCAUUGUCAUCCUGAAACCGGAUAAAGGCAACGGAGUUGUUAUUCUGAAUAAAAACGACUACCACAAAAAGAUGAUGGAAAUUCUAACGGACACAUCGAAAUUCGAACUUCUAAAUGAUGAUGCCAUCAAAAUUACACUGAAACGCGAGAAUCAAGUAAAGACGUUGCUGAGAAAACUAAAGGCAGAAAAAUGCAUAAAUCAAAAAACAUACAACGAACUUUAUCCCACAGGUACACGUAUCGGCAUACUUUAUGGACUCCCUAAAAUUCAUAAAUCCUCCAUACCUCUAAGACCAAUCUUAUCUAGUAUUGACCACUACUCCUACAAGCUAGCGAAAUUCUUUAUUCCUCUCAUUACACCAAUCUCCGCCAACUCCCAUGUUAUCAAGGACUCUUUCUCUUUUGUCCAAGAUCUUUUACAAAGUGACAUUAACGCCAAUAACGUUGUGAUGGCGAGCUUUGAUGUUAAAUCAUUGUUCACCAACAUCCCAGUGGAUGAAACAAUCGCCAUAAUAACUAAUCACAUCUUCUCCAAUAACACGUCCUUUCAAGGCCUUGACCGUUCACAAUUCACUCAACUUCUCUCCCUCUCCGUCAAAAACUGUCAUUUCUUCUUUAACGGCCAAGUUUAUCAACAGAUUGAUGGUGUGGCUAUGGGCAGCCCCCUAGGCCCACUAUUUGCGAACAUAUUUAUGGCCUUCAAUGAAAAUUCAUGGCUUCACAAUUGUCCCUCCACCUUCAAACCCCUUCUUUACCAACGUUACGUUGAUGAUUGCUUUCUACUCUUCCGAUCAUUGGAUCACAUACCUCUUUUCCUUACCUAUCUCAACCACCAACAUCCUAACAUCUCCUUUACAUCUGAACUCGAAACGACAACACGCUCCCUUUCUUGA